Molecule: messenger RNA, 1107 nt
Organism: Camellia sinensis
Lineage: Eukaryota; Viridiplantae; Streptophyta; Magnoliopsida; Ericales; Theaceae
Cellular component (GO): membrane
Source: RefSeq, a predicted model, not a curated record
AUGAUUUCAGGAAAAGAGUUGACUCUGAACAAUGUUCUAUAUGUGUCAGACAUUCAUAAGAACCUUGUCUCGAGGUUGCUCUUAAACAAGUAUGGUUUUCGCAUGGUGUUUGAGUUUGAUAAGGUCGUGUUGACCAAGAGCGGGGUCUAUGUUGGGAAAGGGUAUUUGUCAAGCAUGCGACGUAGGAAGCACAUCAAGGAAGAAAACAUCGCGGAAAAAAAAAGGUUACAUGAUCAAGCACUUAAGCUUGUCGAAUUCCUUUGCGAUGAAAUUGCAAACUCAAAUCAUUCAACAGCGAAGAAGAUAUUUCAGCUAGCGUUAUUCCAAGCAACAUCUCAUGGGAUUGUGGAAAUUGUUGAACAUAUUUUAAGGUCAUACCCUAAUGCGAUUUACCUCAAAAAUGAUAAUGAACAAUCCAUAUUCCAUCUAGCAAUUGAGUGUCGUCAUGAAAAAGUAUUCAACCUCAUACAUCAAGUUGGGGAGUUCAAAACUAUAUUUUUAACACAACCAGACAAACUGAAGAACAAUGCUCUACAUUUGGCUGGAAAGUUGGCGCCUCAGCAACAACUCUGUCUUAAAGCUGGUCCAGUUCUACAGAUGCAGCGGGAAUUGCAAUGGUUUAAGGGUGUAGAAAAACUUGUAGUGCCUCGAAACAAAGAAGAGAAGAACAGUGAAAAAUAUACACCUGUUGAGGUAUUUACUGAUACACACAGGGAGUUGGUAAAAGGAGGAGAGAACUGGAUGAGAGGCACAGCCACUUCAUGCUCACUUGUGGCGACUCUAAUUGCCACUGUGGUGUUUGCAGCUGCCAUUACAGUACCCGGUGGGAAUGACAGUAGCGGCCAUCCGAUUUUUUACAAAAAAUCAAUCUUCUUACUCUUCUUCAUAUGUGAUGCAUUAGCUCUUUUCUCAUCCAUUACUUCUGUGUUGUUUUUCUUGUCCAUCCUCAGCUCUCACUAUGGAGAAGAAGAUUUUCUCGAAAUUGCAUUAUACUACUAUAGUAUAUUACACUCCAUGGACAUCUUCCUUAUCAUCUCCCCUCAAGCUGAGAGGGAGAAGACUAACACGAAGCUUGGAAGUGAGGAAAGAAAAUCUGGCAGCGGAUAA